Molecule: messenger RNA, 957 nt
Organism: Medicago truncatula (barrel medic)
Lineage: Eukaryota; Viridiplantae; Streptophyta; Magnoliopsida; Fabales; Fabaceae
Product: LOB domain-containing protein 1
Exons: 2
Coding region: 88-777 (229 amino acids)
Source: RefSeq, a predicted model, not a curated record
CAUACCAUGUUACAAAGCAAGAGAAAAAGUAUCCAUUGAAUUAAUAUUAACAACCUCUCUGUUUUCCUCUGUUUCUCACACAACACAAUGGAACACAAAAUGAAAACCACUACUUCUCCUCCUCAUCUACCAAUCCCAAUUCAUGUUCCCAUUCACACCAUGCUAUCAAACUCUACACCUUCUUCAUCUUCUUCACCUCCUUUACAAUCUCCCACACCUUUCCCUUCACCACCUUCUCAAUAUUCUCCUCCCUCUGCUGCUCCUCAACCACCAUCUCCUCCACCACCAAUUAUUGUUAGCCCUUGUGCUGCCUGCAAGAUUCUCCGUCGCAGGUGCGUUGAAAAGUGUGUGUUAGCUCCGUAUUUUCCUCCAACUGAUCCACUCAAGUUCACCAUUGCUCAUAGAGUCUUUGGAGCUAGCAACAUCAUUAAGUUCUUGCAGGAACUACCUGAACCUCAGAGAGCAGAUGCAGUAAGCAGCAUGGUUUAUGAAGCAAAUGCAAGGAUAAGGGACCCAGUUUAUGGGUGUGCAGGUGCAAUAUGUCAACUUCAAAAACAAGUUAGUGAGUUACAAACACAGCUAGCCAAAGCACAAGCUGAGUUAGUGAACAUGCAUUGCCAACAAGCAAAUUUAGUGGCACUAAUUUGCAUGGAAAUGAGUACUCAGUCAUCACCAGACCAUGACAUGAUAAUUAAUCAGCCACAACCUCAUGUUGAUAUGAGUUGCUUUUUAGAGGACAACAAUUUUGGGUCUGCUUGGGAGCCUCUUUGGACAUGAAAUUAAUUUAUAUGAAUAAUCAUUUAUUAUUAUAUAUGUAUCUUAGUUAAUUUAUAUGAAUUAUAUGUACUACUAAUUAAUUAGAAUAUUAUUAGUCUUUCUUUCCAUAGUAACUGUAAAACUUAAUUUCCAAACUCCAAGUGGAUGAAGACUAGAGCUAAUGAAAAUCAAACUGAGGGA